This is a messenger RNA of Adineta ricciae, 1401 nucleotides long. The record is from the annotation of a GenBank genome assembly. Lineage: Eukaryota; Metazoa; Rotifera; Eurotatoria; Adinetida; Adinetidae.
AUGAACGAAGACAAGCUGAAAUAUUCAACAAUUAAAGUUGAAUUUCUCAUUGUGGUUUUAGUUCUUGUGAAGAAUGAAAGUAAUUUAUUUACAUCUACAGCGAACAUCAUGCCCGAUUGUCGAGAAGGCGGGUUGGGAUCAUGGCGAUUCGAUGUGCACAUUCAAUCCUCAAUUCGGACAAGACAAUCGUCGAUGAUGAGUGAUGAAUGUUGGCUGAUUUCAACUGCAAACGAUUGGAAAACACCCACGUUGAAAGUAAUUCAAACCGAUGAAAAUAGUCAAAGUAGAACUGAUCAACGAGAUGAUCAGUCGAUUGUCACAGAAAACGAGCAAAUGAAACCCUCGCUGAUCGUUCGAAUUUUACAAUGCGCAAAUCAAUCCCAACAACUGUCGAUCGUUUUUCUUUCUACUAAAGAGAUGAAAAUAUUUGUAUGUUUCUUGAUCUUCAUAUUCGCUCAACAAUUCGUCAAUUCAGUUCAACCAUAUUUUCCCAAACAAGUGAUUUUCUCUCCUGAUAAUAACCAAACAAUCAUCGCCAUUGAUGGAAUUAAUCAGCGUGCGUAUUUAAAACUGAACGUAAGUUCCGAUGAUACUGAUAUUGCUUACGUAAUGCAACACAUCCCGUACGCCAAGUCAGGCUCAGCACAAGCGAAGCAUUAUGUUCAAUUAAUUCUAAAUAAACACAAGGGAAAUACUCAAUGUUCUUAUUUAACGUAUUGGGAAUACAGUUCUAAUGCGUUUGGUUUGUUUCCAUCCCAUUGGGGAAAUGAUAGUUCAUAUCGAAUUACAAAUUAUUUGAAUUUUAACUAUCGAAUGAUUUAUUCGACGAACGCAUCGACAAAUGAAGAUUAUUGGUAUUCAAAUGAAACGUGUCGAGUCGAUACUGGAGAAGUUUAUCGAUGUCAAGACAUUUACUUUCGUAAAAAUACAAAUAUACCCAUUCGAUAUUCUGAAGUUGUUCAAGUUGAUUCAGAAACUAUUCGACGAGUUCAGAACUACACAAUUUAUUCAAUAGAAAGGCCAAGUGACGCGUAUUUCAAGUCAAUUCCAAAAAAUUGGUCUGAUAUAUGUCGAGAUGGCGAUCUUGGAAUAUCUUAUAAUCCUGAUCAUAUUAAGUUAAAAUUAAACAAGACUGCUAAAGUAGAAGUUUGGCUUCCUGCUCCUCCACAUGCAACCCAAAGCAAUGAUACUGUUGUUAUCUAUUGGGAAGCCCUCGUAUGUACUCAUUGUUUUCGAUGGACACCAACACAACUUAUUUUCAACAGUACGAACUUUAACAAAAGACAACUUUUAACCAUAACUCGCGUCGAAGACUCAGAAGAAAUACUCUUAAUUCCAUUCUGCUCUGGUGGAGGUUAUGAUAAAGUGCCAUGUUACGCUAUGUACUUACCAAUUUAUUGA